CCACUAAAGCGAUUUUCAGCGCAUGCAGGGACUCGUCCCUACGGCCACGGAUGGCAACAUGGCGACAGAGUUCCAUAACCUGCAGGAGUUGAGGCACAGCGCAUCCCUGGCCAAUAAAGUGUUCAUCCAGAGGGACUACAGCGAAGGGACCACCUGCAAGUUCCAGACCAAGUUUCCCUCUGAGCUGGAGAGCAGGAUUGAGCGGACGCUGUUCGAGGACACCGUGAAGACGCUGAACAAUUACUACGCAGAGGCAGAAAAGAUUGGAGGACAGUCGUACCUGGAGGGCUGUCUGGCCUGCGCUACAGCGUACCUCAUCUUCCUCUGCAUGGAGACGCGCUAUGAGAAGGUGUUGAAGAAGAUAGCCAAGUACAUUCAGGAGCAGAAUGAGAAGAUCUACGCUCCCAGAGGUCUGCUCAUCACAGAUCCCAUAGAAAGGGGAAUGCGUGUUAUAGAGAUUUCCAUCUAUGAGGACCGGGGCUCCAGUGGCUCCAGCUCAGGCAGCAGCUCUGUAUCCGGCAGCACUGCUCGAUGACUGGGUGCUUCCUAAAACCGCGUCCCCUACCCCGAUCACUCACAUCCCCGGAAGAGACGACGGCAAAGAUCAUGUUCCAACACUUAGCCUGUACACUCCUAAGCUACGCUCACACAAAGGAUUAACUAGCUUUUGUUUUUCUUCCAUCGCAAAUUGUUGAGGCUUUUUUUUCACAGUAAACGCUUAAAACGUGAACUUUAUUAGCUUGUUGCAAAGAAGUUUUCAAGCCCCAGGAUGCAAUAUCAGAACAAAAAGGAAAUCAAAUCACGCAGCUAGUAAUACUUUGUGUGAUCGUGCUAUUUCUUUCCUUCCUGUGGUCCUUGAAGUUUUUUAUUUUUUAUUUUUUUUAAAAAGGGAGGAUCGCUGAGAGGACCACAAACCUCAUCAAAUCUCAUACCUCAGCCGCCACAGCUGCACCACACUGGACCAACCAGGAGACUGAUUUCAUUCCCAUCAACCCUCACACCAAACCCUGGCUUUUUUAAAAUUAUCUGUCUCUCAGAGUUUUCAGAUUUUAGCAAAGGACGCACAAGUGUUUGAGUAAAGCAAAGUUUCGCCCACAUAAUCAGUACGAAGCACCUCCUCCUCCUCCUCCUCCUCCUCCUCCUCCUCUUUCACCUCAGCUGUAAAUCAUGCUGUCUGGUAGCAGAUGAAUGUCAUUCAAACCCGUCCAUGUAUAUAAUGUAGCAGAUCUUCCACAUUUCUCACUCGAAGCCUGAAUUUCACUUGUUAGUCACACACAGACACGUGCACAAAUCCAAGCACUAACCUCUUGGUGUCACUGAGCGAGACCAACUCUUCCUAAAUUUCGAUUAUGCAAAGACUUACUGUGCAAUAGAUGCAGCAGUAAGUAGAGAAAGGAUGGGUCAAAAAAAAAGAGAAGUCUUCCUGAAUCUUAAGUGUAGUGUUUUAAAAUAUACACCAACCCCUCCUUGAUUUAUGAACAAACUUCCAAAGAACAAUAACUGCCAAAAAAAUAAACCAACAACAAAAAAAAACUGGCUCACAAAUGUGAAUGUGUCUUUUUGUUUUGGUGACAU
Molecule: messenger RNA, 1575 nt
Organism: Stegastes partitus (bicolor damselfish)
Lineage: Eukaryota; Metazoa; Chordata; Actinopteri; Pomacentridae
Gene: golga7ba
Product: golgin A7 family, member Ba
Exons: 5
Coding region: 23-535 (170 amino acids)
Biological process (GO): protein targeting to membrane; peptidyl-L-cysteine S-palmitoylation
Cellular component (GO): palmitoyltransferase complex
Source: RefSeq, a predicted model, not a curated record